This is a messenger RNA of Talaromyces amestolkiae, 783 nucleotides long. RefSeq lists its product as uncharacterized. NCBI's taxonomy places the organism in Eukaryota, Fungi, Ascomycota, Eurotiomycetes, Eurotiales, Trichocomaceae. The transcript has 6 exons. Bases 1 to 783 code for a protein of 260 amino acids. Gene Ontology annotation, molecular function: hydrolase activity. The record is from RefSeq and is a predicted model, not a curated record.
AUGUCAGAACCACUAAUAUCCCGCAACAUUGACCCCUAUCACAACGACACCUCCAAACUCUACCUCGGCUACCGCGAAGAAGACUACGAGAAACCAUGGGCGAAAUACUUCAAUCCAAAUGUUGCUCUUGUCAGCGACGAAGUUCAAAAAGGGUUAAUAUGUAGUCCGUGGGCGAGUCCGCUCGGUUACGGUCCGUCAGAAGCGCAUGACCGCCUCUUAAGGCCGGGGUAUGAAACUAUUGAGAAUGGAUUUGUGACGACAACGCAAGGGACGACGAUGGUUGCUGUACGGACUGAUAUGGGGAAUGUCACCGGCGAAAUGUACGAUUGGUGGUUCUCCUGGCACUUGACUGACACUUCACGGUAUAAGCUCUGGCACCCCAACGCCCACCAAUACACCUACCGCCACCCGGACACUCUCGACAUUACAACCCACAAAUCCUACGCAGAACGCUACAUCAACACCUUCUCGUUCAUAAACGAGUAUUUGGGCAACCACUGCACGGAUCUCACAGUCGCAUUCAUAGAUCCAAAGGAGUUGGGCAUUGACAAAGGGAAAUGGCCGGAGAUUGGGGUUGAGACGAUGGUUUGUGCGAGGAUUGGGACGCCUGAUACGGCGCCGGGAGGAUGGAUCGAGAGAGUUGAGGUCGAGGUUUUGGUUACCGUUGCCGGUGGAAGCAGCGAGAGAUUUGAUGGUUCAUUGUGGGAUGGAGAUGAGUCAUCUCGCAACGUUUCUUCCUGGACUAUUCGAGGAAUUCAAGGAUACAAUGUGAUUAUCGUGUAG